Messenger RNA from Malassezia restricta, 2334 nucleotides. Its product is annotated as F-box and WD-40 domain protein MET30. Gene Ontology annotation, molecular function: protein binding. NCBI's taxonomy places the organism in Eukaryota, Fungi, Basidiomycota, Malasseziomycetes, Malasseziales, Malasseziaceae. Bases 1 to 2334 code for a protein of 777 amino acids. The transcript is spliced from 2 exons. The record is from RefSeq and is a predicted model, not a curated record.
AUGGAUCCGCAGCCGACGCAGCAUAGUGCUCUGAGUAAGGUCAACGCGGGAAACCCGUCUGUGCAGGGAAACGUUGCAGUACCUCAGGAUGCUGCAGCGGCGUCCCAACUUGAGCAGGAUUCAUGCUCAUGUUCCCCUAAGAUGAUGCCUACAGAUAUGACCAAUGUCCCACAACGUCUCUAUGGCUACGAAAUGCUCGAUCGCGAGGCUAGCAGGGAGAACGAGAAACAGGCGGAUGGCUCUUCCUCGACGGAUGUAGUACGGCUUCUCUCUCGCUCGGAGAACUUGUGCGUGCGCCACCAGCGGAUGGCAGAUGAGGGUGCUAACGCACGCCUCCAAAAGUCGAUUGAUGGACUUUCUUACGACGAAAAAAAGGCAGUCAACACAGUGUGGUCGCUUUUUUCAUCGUCACCGCAUUCCCGUCGCGCUUUGAUUCUGCGCGGUAUCCUGACAAUGUGCUGUUUUAGCCAGCUCUCUCUGCUAUCCUCAGAGCUUGCUAUGGCCAUUCGAAUCGAUCCAUUUACUUUAUUUCCGGCUGAUGUCUCGCUGCGUGUGCUGGGCUACCUCGAUGCUAUCAGUUUGGGGCGAGCAGCGCAGGUGAGUAAGCUGUGGCGCUCUCUGGCGGACAAUGAUUUACUUUGGCGUAAUAUGUGUGAACAGCACAUCGAGCGCAAAUGUGAAAAAUGUGGUUGGGGUUUGCCGCGCCUGAUCGACAGCCAUGGGCACGCCGAAAAUACCGAGUCUUCGCGCGAUGACGAGUUGCGUCAAGCAGCAAGCACUGUAUCGGAUGGAAGCCUGCGCCGCAGUAUCACUGCGGCAGCGAAUGCCGCUGCACUCGAACGCCGUAAAUCAUACAGCGAUGCAGCAGAACAUACCCAUGCCUCAUCAGCAGUCGAGGGGCCACGUCAAAAGCGGGCGCGUACAGAAACGAACCAGGCACAUUCACGGCGAUGGAAGGCCGUUUAUUGUGAGCGACUUGCGAUUGAGCGCAAUUGGCGGUAUGGUCGCUACUGUGUGCGUGUCUUGCGUGGGCAUACCGAGGGUAUCAUGUGCCUUGCAUUCCGGGAAAAAGUCAGUCAUCUACCAUACCCGGUGAUGGUGACGGGCAGCUACGACCGAACGAUUCGUGUGUGGAACUUGCAGACGGGCGAAACUUUGCGUGUACUCUCAGGUCAUGCACGAGGUGUGCGGUGCUUGCAGUUUGAUGACAGCAAAGUCAUUUCUGGUUCGAUGGAUCGUACACUCAAGAUCUGGAAUUGGCGCACCGGCGAGUUACUGCGCACGCUGGAAGGACACACGGAGGGUAUCGUGAGUUUGACGUACAACGAUCGUGUCUUGGCGAGUGGUAGUGCCGAUAGCAGUAUCCGUAUAUGGAACUGCCAAACGGGUGAAUGCUUCCCGCUGAAUGGACACCGCGAUUGGGUCAAUGCGCUCCAGUUGUGGACGGCGCCGAGCCAUGGAUCCUCGAAUCCUAGCAUGUUUUUGUACUCAGCGUCAGAUGACUUUACGAUCCGCCUUUGGGAUUUACAAACCCGUGAGUGUCUCAUGGUGUUCCAGGGCCAUGUGGGACAGGUGCAAUCACUCAAGCUGGUUAUGAUGAACCAGUCGACCGUUCAGAAACUGGCGCGCGGCUCUAUGCGAGUCUCGGGCGCCACAGAAGGCGGCGUUGUAGGCUCGUCGUAUCGUGAAGACGGGGAUGCGAGUACUAUGCCAACUUCGGCGCAGACCUCGCUCGGCGACUCGACAAGCCAAGCGUCAGAUCGCAUACCUAGCCGCUUGCUCAAGGCUCACGAGCGUCUGUGUGCUGCGAAUUUAGUGCCGCCCCUUCCACCGUAUGCUACGCUGCGGGACUUGGAAGAUGGUAUCUUUGACGAUGUGCUUGAUGAGACAGAAGCGGGCACCCAGAAGACGGGAUGCAAAUCUAAACGCCCUGUUCUGGUGUCCGGAUCGUUGGACAAUACCCUCAAGUUGUGGGAUGUGCGCACGGGCCGGUGCUUCCACACUCUCUUCGGGCACGUUGAAGGCGUAUGGUGCGUCGACUGUGACACACUGCGCAUUGUGUCGGCGAGUCAUGAUCGGACCAUCAAGGUUUGGGAUCGCGACACGGCGCAAUGCCAGAUCACGCUCGUGGGACACCGCCGAGCUGUAACGACCGUGGCCCUAGGUGAUGAUAAAAUCCUGAGUGGCAGUGAUGAUGGCGACGUCCGUGUUUGGAGUUUCUGUACGCCCGAGGAUGCCAAACCAAUGCCCACAUCGACGAGCACCCACAUCCAACCAUGCACGGUGGUAUCUCCCCCACCCCCCAUUCCGCCAACAAUGAACGCACAAAUGUGA